AUGAGUGCUUAUCAUCUUCGUAAAACCGAAGUCAUUUAUGAACUUAAAAUUAGGAGCUUGCCUACCGAGGGUAAUGCUGGAGAUUUGAGGAAACGGCUGUCUCAAACUUUAGCAACAAACACUCCAAUUGAUGAUGCGAUAGUUAAUGCUCAAGAUACGGAUGCUGAACUAGAGGAGUGUGAAGUGAAGUAUCAAGAUCUUUCAGCUUUAGUUAGUGACUAUGAGGGAAAUCACAACGACAACGAGUACCAUCGUAUUGUGGCCCGUAUUUGGCACUUAUAUCUAAGAGUGCAGAGAAUUCCGGUUAGUGCAACUGCAGAGGGCGAUUUAGGGGAGACUAAAGAUGAUCUUUUGAGUAGAUGCAAGGAAUUAUUGGAUUCAUUCAAGGAUGCCAGAUUAUCUUCAAAUUUUGAACCCAAAGUGAAGCAACCUUCACAAGAUGAGCCUCAUAAUAGGCCAGGAGAACAUCAACACGCUAUUGUUCCAAUCAACGAGACAGACACCUUUGAGCUGCCGAAGAUCGCAUUCAUGAAUGUGGAGGAAGAGCAAAAACCGCUAGAAAAACGGAGAAGUAAAGAAGUUAUGCAUCAACAAGAAGAAAUCAGACUUCAAGAACUACAUUUAAAACAUGAAAGGGCAGUACAAGAAGAGAAGUGGCACCAAGAAGAAAGAAGACUGGAAGAAGAAAAAAGGCGAAUGGAUGAUAGGCUGAAGAAAGAAGAUUCGAAGAUCCAAGAAGAACUUAAUAAACCAGAAAGCCUGGAGAUACAGCGUGACGGAGGUCAGUUUAAAAAUGGAAGAUGUGACAGUAUACGUCCUAGACCUGUGCCUGUAUACAAGUGGAGCCUUAAGUUUGACAACUCAGGUCCUAGCAUAGCAUAUUUUCUGGAGAGAGUGGAGGAAUUGCGCCGAGCACGUGGGAUAACUCAUCAAGAGCUAUACGAAUCCGCCGUCGACCUCUUUGCCGGUCCCGCGCUUGUUUGGUAUCGCGCAGCAGCAACUAGAAUCAGGUCUUGGCACCAACUUACAAAAGAACUUCGUGAAGCUUUUCAAUCAGCUGAUUACAUCUUGAGGCUUCAUCAGGAAAUAUUUAAUAGAGUUCAGGGAGAUAAGGAGCCAUUGGACCUUUACAUAGCCGCCAUGGAGGGACUAUAUAGUAGAUUGGCAGCCUCCGUACCAGAGACCACUCGUUUAGCUCAAAUUUACAACAACCUGCAUCCUCAGCUGCAAGAUAGAUUGGCCUUAAGCAAUAUUUUAUUCCUCGAACAGCUUAUAUCUAUGGGUCGUCGUGCCGAAGCCGGUCGACUGAGUAUGAUUAGACCGAGACCUGCACCUGGGAAUGAAACGGCACUUAAACCUGAUCUCGCUUAUCAUGAUUCAAAUUGCCGAAGGGGAUUCCCACAAGGGGCUAAAGACUCACUAAACUAUUUUGGCUCCCUAAAGGAUAAAGACUCGCCCAUCAUCAACUAUGUUUUGCAGACUUAUCAAAAGGAUCCUAGACCUUAUCUUAAAGUCAGAGUUUUAGGUAGAGAAAUUACAGCACUUCUCGAUUCAGGGGCAUCGAGAACAUUUCUGGGAGGAAAAGGAUUAUGGAUUUUAAGAGAAUUCCCAACUAAGCUACAGGACACCCUUGGAACUUAUGUUGAGACGGCCGACUCCAAUAGGCACGAGAUUAAAGGAUUUAUUAGCUUGCCCAUAACUUUACAAGGAAGGACCGAAGAAUUAUCAGUUUGUGUUGUACCCUCAUUACAACAAUCUCUCAUAUUAGGUAUAGACUUUUGGGAGCACAUGCACAUCGUAACGGACAUGCGUAACCGUAAAUGGGAUUUUGUUCCUAAAAAUACCCAGAUAUUUUGCAGUUCCAUUGGAGGAAUUACGUCGGGAGAUAACCUAGCACCGGAAGAGAGAGGUAAACUUCAAGAACUUAUUGAAGGACAUUUUAAGGAUGAGCCUGCAUCUUUAGGAAGAACAGACAGAGUCAAACAUGUGAUAGACACAGGCGACGCUCAACACAUCAAACAGCGUUAUUAUUCAGUCUCUCCUGCCCGCCAAAAACUCAUUAAUGAAAAGCUUGACCGUAUGCUGCACUUGGGUGUUGUUGAACCCUCACAGAGUGCAUGGUCCUCCCCGAUUAUGCUGCUUGACAAACCGGAUGGUAGCAAGAGAUUUCUGGUUGACUUCAGAGCGGUUAACGCUGUUAGUCGUAAGGAUGCUUACCCCUUACAUCAAGUGACAACAAUCCUUGAUCGCCUUAGAGACGCCAAAUACCUAUCAAGUCUAGACAUUAAGAGCGCAUAUUGGCAAAUUGAGUUAGAAGAAAGCAGUAAGGAGAAGACGGCGUUCACUAUUCCCGGAAGGAGACUCUACCAGUUUGUGACAAUGCCAUUUGGUUUAUGCGGAGCUCCGGCAACUUGGCAGCGCCUUGUGGACACCGAGAAGUCCAAGUUCUGCCGUUCUGAACUAAGGUAUCUAGGUUACGUUGUCAGUGUUGAUGGUUUAAGGGUGGACCCUGACAAAAUCAAGGCAAUUUUUGACAUACCAGUUCCUCGAAACCAAAAAGAGGUCAGGCAAUUCAGCGGAAUAGCGUCAUGGUACAGGCGUUUCAUCCCUAAUUUUGCGUCUCGAAUGCAUCCGCUGAGAUCCCUUCUUAGUAGGCGUUCAAAAUUUGAGUGGAACCAGGAGGCUGAGCAAGCAUUUCAAGAUAUCAAAUCCUGCUUAAUUACGGCCCCUAUUUUGUCUUGUCCAGAUUACACCAAGGCAUUUACUAUCUCAUGUGAUGCUUCGGGAGUGGGAAUAGCUGCGGUUCUGAGUCAGGAGUAUGAGCAGGGUGCAGGAGUGGUAGCAUAUGCUAGUCGAACCCUAACUCAACAAGAACAAAAAUACUCUGCUACCGAGCGGGAGUGCUUGGCUGUCAUCUGGGCGGUGGAAACAUUUAGGCCUUAUGUAGAAGGUGUGAGAUUUACCGUGGUUAAGGACCACUACAGCCUCCUCUGGCUAAACAGGCUAAAAGAUCCCACCGGUCGACUGGCUCGUUGGGCCCUCCGUUUACAACCGUACGAUUACCACUUGGUUCAUAGGAAAGGACAGGAUAAUGUGGUACCAGAUCUUUUAUCUCGUACAACUCCUCUUGAACUUCCCUCGGAGAACGCACUUCAGUGUGAGGCAGUGGAAAUUCCCCUUGAUGUCAAAGAUAAGUGGUACAAGGGCAUGUUACAGAAAGUCGAACAGAAUUCUAAGCUCUACAGCCAAUGGAGAGUUGAAACCGGUAAACCCUAUAAGAAUGUGACAACCUUAGAACCUUUAUUGCAGGGCGAUAGUUGGAGAAUAGUAGUUCCUAAGGAUCUACGGAGGCAAGUUUUAGCGGAGUGUCAUGAUGAGCCAACAGCGGGACAUCAAGGUGUCCUCAAGACAUACAAUCGUAUACAACAGUUAUACUACUGGCCGAAGAUGCGGAAGGACGUCGCCACCUAUGUAUCCCGGUGCAGUGUUUGUCAGAGAGUGAAGUAUGAUCAGAAUCUGCCAUCCGGAAACAUGGGAUGUCGUCGUGGUAUUAAAGCUCCUUGGCAAAUGAUUGCGGCUGACUUGAUGGGACCUUUGCCAAGAUCCAUGAAAGGGUUCAAGUAUUUAUUGGUGGUUACGGAUACCUUCACGAAUUACUCUGUUCUUCAACCUCUUCGAGCAGCUACGGCCGAAAUAGUGGCCCAACAUCUUGAAAACGACAUAUUUAUGGUGUAUGGAUGGAGUACCGGCCUACAUAAUUUGUGA
Homalodisca vitripennis (glassy-winged sharpshooter) is the source of this 3765-nucleotide messenger RNA. RefSeq lists its product as uncharacterized. The transcript has 3 exons. NCBI's taxonomy places the organism in Eukaryota, Metazoa, Arthropoda, Insecta, Hemiptera, Cicadellidae. Gene Ontology annotation, molecular function: nucleic acid binding. The coding region runs from base 1 to 3765 and encodes 1254 amino acids. Gene Ontology annotation, biological process: DNA integration. The record is from RefSeq and is a predicted model, not a curated record.